CCUGGGGACAUGGGCAUGGCCAUGAGCACACGGGCAUGGCCCUGGGGAUGGCUCUGGGACACGCUCCUGCUGCAGCUCCAGGCUCACAUGGGGACAGAGGGGACAAAAGUCCUUUCUGGGCAGAUCCCCGAAACUUCACCCAGUCCCCUGGGUGUUUCCAGCCCUACUCGAGCAGGACGAGGGGGGGGUGUGCAGCUUGUCCCAGGGCUUUGGGGAUCCCCAUGCCCUCCCUCCCCUUUCCCCCUCGCAGUUCCUGCACGGCCGAGGGCAGAAGGAGGUCAGCAUGCAGAUGGUGCAGACCAUGAGGAUUGGCCUGAAGGACCAGAACAAGGGGCUCUUCUCUAUCUGGCAAGAGAUCUUCCAGCUGCCCAGGCCCCAGAGGCACAGGAUAGGAAUGGAUCCCUUUUUGCCAGCCCAGCUCCUGCUGGGGGAUGAGGACCUGCCCCGUCCCGAGGGCUCAGGGGGCUUCAAUUCCUCCUCCCAGCGCUUCCAGCACAUCCUGCACCUCUCCAUCUCCUCGGGAGAGCAGGAGAAGCUGGCCCAGGGCCUGUUUGAGAACUUCCUGCAGAUGAAGGUGCGAGAUUCCAGCCUGGGCUCCGUGUGCCUGGCCCUGGAGUGGCUGGGCUUCUCCGACCUGCUGGGCCAGGCUGUGCUGCAGGCCCAGAACUUCCAGCUGCUGCGCUACCUGCCCUUCCUGCCCGUGGCUUUCCACCUGCUCUUCGCGGCCACCUCCAUCCCCCGGCUGGCUUAUCCCAGCAGCCAGCCCGAGGCAAGUGCAGCAGGGCCUGCUGCCAGCCUGGCCCAGCUCCCUGCC
Molecule: messenger RNA, 814 nt
Organism: Cyanistes caeruleus (blue tit)
Lineage: Eukaryota; Metazoa; Chordata; Aves; Passeriformes; Paridae
Source: RefSeq, a predicted model, not a curated record